Molecule: messenger RNA, 1722 nt
Organism: Rasamsonia emersonii CBS 393.64
Lineage: Eukaryota; Fungi; Ascomycota; Eurotiomycetes; Eurotiales; Trichocomaceae
Product: Glucose oxidase
Exons: 5
Coding region: 1-1722 (573 amino acids)
Molecular function (GO): flavin adenine dinucleotide binding; oxidoreductase activity, acting on CH-OH group of donors
Source: RefSeq, a predicted model, not a curated record
AUGCUGCGCCGGACCGUUGGCAUCCUCGCGGUGCUGUCCCUGGCGUCUGCAGCUCCGCUGUGCCAGACUGCCUCCAGCUCGUAUGACUACAUCGUCGUCGGCGGCGGCACCAGCGGUCUGGUCGUCGCAAACCGCCUGUCCGAAAAUCCGAACGUGUCCGUCCUGGUCAUCGAGGCCGGCGACUCGGUCUACAACAAUGCCAACGUGACCAACGUCAAUGGCUACGGACUGGCCUUUGGGACGCCCAUCGACUGGCAGUACCAAUCCACCAACCAGACCUACGCUGGCAACACGCGGCAGACGCUCCGUGCUGGCAAAGCCCUGGGAGGCACGAGCACGAUCAAUGGAAUGGCCUAUACGCGCGCCCAAGACGUCCAGAUCGAUGCCUGGGCGGCGAUCGGGAAUGACGGCUGGGACUGGAGCUCGCUCUGGCCGUACUAUCUCAAGAGCGAGGCAUUCACCGCGCCGAACCAGACGCAACGGGCAGCCGGUGCUUCUUACAACCCAGCGUACCACGGAGUGACCGGACCUCUGCAUGUGGGCUUCAUCGAGAUGCAGCCCAACAACCUGUCUUCGAUUCUGAACCAGACCUACCAGGCUCUCGGGGUUCCGUGGACGGAAGACGUCAACGGAGGAAAGAUGCGUGGCUACAACUUCUUCCCGUCGACGGUCGACGAUGCAGCAGAUGUUCGGGAAGAUGCUGCUCGUGCUUACUACUACCCCUUUGAGUCCCGCCCGAAUCUGAGGGUCAUGCUGAACACGCUCGCGAACCGGAUUGUCUGGAAGAAUGAGACCAGCGGCGGAAAUGUCACUGCGGACGGAGUGGAAGUCACUCCGCUCAAUGGGACCGUCUGUAGGAUUCAGGCAAACAACGAGGUCAUUCUGUCGGCUGGUUCUCUUCGCUCGCCGGGGAUUUUGGAACUCUCUGGGGUUGGGAAUCCAAGCAUUCUGAACAAAUACAACAUUCCCGUCAAAGUCAACCUGCCAACGGUGGGAGAGAACAUGCAAGACCAGAUGUACAAUGAUGCCAGCGCCGAGGGAUAUUCGGCCAUCGCCGGUACCAAGUCUGUCGCCUAUCCAUCUGUGACGGACCUCUUUGGCAACCGCACCAGCGCUGUCGCGGCCUCUGUUCAGAACCAACUGGCCCAGUACGCCGAAGCAGCGGCCAACCAGAGCCAGGGAACCAUGAAAGCGUCCGACCUGCAGCGCCUGUUCCAGAUCCAAUAUGACCUGAUCUUCAAGCAAGAGGUUCCCAUUGCCGAGAUCAUCACUUAUCCCACCGGGAACACCCUGGCGGCCGGGUACUGGGGUCUCCUUCCCUUUGCUCGGGGAAGCGUGCAUAUCGCAUCCGCCGACCCAACGGUCCAGCCGGUAAUAAAUCCCAAUUAUUUCAUGUUCGACUGGGAUGUGCAGCAGCAGAUUGGCACGGCCAAGUUUAUCCGGAACUUGUACAAGACGGCGCCGUUGAGCAGUCUUGUCAAAAACGAAACGGAGCCAGGCAGUGCUGUGCCUGAGGGAGCAUCGGAUAGUGUUUGGGAGGCGUGGCUGAAGGAGACAUAUCGGUCGAAUUUCCAUCCCGUCGGCACCGCGGCCAUAAUGCCCCGGUCUAUCGGAGGGGUGGUUGACGAACGACUGCGGGUGUACGGCACAGCGAAUGUGCGCGUGGUCGAUGCUUCGGUGCUUCCAUUCCAGAUUUGCGGCCAUCUGACCAGCACGCUGUAG